Guillardia theta CCMP2712 is the source of this 391-nucleotide messenger RNA. RefSeq lists its product as hypothetical. The coding region runs from base 1 to 357 and encodes 118 amino acids. Lineage: Eukaryota; Cryptophyceae; Pyrenomonadales; Geminigeraceae. The transcript is spliced from 3 exons. The record is from RefSeq and is a predicted model, not a curated record.
AUGAGUCAAAUUCAAAUCCGAAUUUUGGCGGGCAAUCUGCACUGCAUCCUUGCCAUGAGCAAGACGACAGCAGACAGAGAGGAAUGCCCUAUUUGUAAGACGAGAUACAGUACGAACAGUAUUCGGACGAUCCCUCAACACUGCAUCAAAGCUUGUUCACGUUGUCGACGGGCUUUCAAAGACAUCGACUUGAAAACUGUACAGGAUUAUGCAGUGUUCACUGACGCAUUGGUGCUGAAAUUGUUACAUUUUCUGCAAAACAUCGGGCACGCAACGUUGAAGAUAAGCGACGCGGAUGAUAGCUUGCUACAAGAGCAGAUGCCAAAAUGCAUCAUGAUCAAUUCCAGCUGCACAUAGACGCGCAAAAGCUUCGAAUUCAAGUAAAGAAUCA